Penicillium robsamsonii is the source of this 2217-nucleotide messenger RNA. Its product is annotated as origin recognition complex subunit 4. NCBI's taxonomy places the organism in Eukaryota, Fungi, Ascomycota, Eurotiomycetes, Eurotiales, Aspergillaceae. The record is from RefSeq and is a predicted model, not a curated record. The transcript is spliced from 2 exons. Gene Ontology annotation, molecular function: DNA replication origin binding; ATP hydrolysis activity. Gene Ontology annotation, cellular component: nucleus; nuclear origin of replication recognition complex. Bases 1 to 2217 code for a protein of 738 amino acids. Gene Ontology annotation, biological process: DNA replication; DNA replication initiation.
AUGAAAGAUACCCGAGCAACUAAGAGGAGAAGGGUCUCCGAGGACGAUGAUGGAGACAUCGAGAUGGGAAAUGAUAAUCAAGAUGUAUUCUCCGUCCCGUCAUCUCCCAACAACAACAGAACUUCUCCCACGCCGGUGAAAAGUGCAUCACGGCGUCGAUCUCUCCGCGGCGAAGACAAACCAGACUCUGCAACGACGGGCCAAGAUGGCGACGAGAAAGACGAGUCACAAACCCCGGCACGCGUUGGGACACGGUCAAGCGGACGGCAGCGCAAAACGCCAAAAAGGUACGAGGAGGAAGCCGUAACCCCAUCAUCGAGGAGAAAACCAGCAAAUACUCCUUCGCGAAGCGCGCGCGCCAACCGAAGUGUGCAAAAGCCGCGCCAAUCUCCAGUGGAAGACGAAGACGAGCCCGAUUCUGAAGAAGAGGAGGAGGAUGACGAUGACGAUGAUGAAGAUGACAUGGACCUCGACGAGUCUUCCCCGGAACCCGCCCCUCGUACAACCACAAGGAACAGAUCGAAGAAAACUACCGCGAGACCCGCCGCGAGAACCACAACAAGGACUACCGCGAGAACUACCGCGAAGUCCAGAUCCAAGAAAGCCUUGGUCGCAGAGCCGAAAGAAAAGUCGCCUUCGCCUGAGUAUCAGGACGGCUUGGAUGACCUCGUUACCAUGCAACUCCAGGAAGAUCUGUAUUACCAGCCGGAGGUGCCUGAGACCGCCGAUGUCUCCGAGCCAAUGCCAGAGUAUGCUGAAAACUUCCAAGCGCUCUGUCAGACGGGGCUUGAGGACGAAAUGCGUAUUCUCUCGACUAUUCUACUCGAAAAGCUAUCAGGGAAACGGCAGAUUCCAGUGCAAGGACUAGAAUCUGAAUACCAAAAAGUUCAUCAGCUCAUUGAACAGACGGUUUCCAUCGGCGAGGGUAACUCCAUGCUUCUUCUUGGAUCCAGAGGGUGCGGCAAGACCGCGAUUGUGGAAUCCAUCAUUUCGUCCCUUAAAAAGGAUCACAGCAACGAUUUCCACGUCGUUCGUCUCAAUGGAUUCUUACACACAGAUGACCGUCUUGCUUUGCGCGAGAUGUGGCGCCAACUUGGCCGUGAGAUGCAUACCGAGGAAGAUGCGGCCAAGGUCAGUUCUUAUGCGGAUACGAUGGCCACACUCUUGGCUCUAUUGUCGCACCCAGAGGAGCUCUUUGGGGCUUCUGGGGACCCAGGGUCAAAGACUGCUGCGAAAUCUAUCGUGAUUUUGUUGGAUGAGUUCGACCUAUUCGUCACCCACCCGCGACAGACUCUGUUGUAUAAUCUGUUUGAUAUUGCCCAGGCCCGCAAAGCCCCCAUCGCGGUCAUUGGGCUCACGACAAAAGUCGACGUAACUGAAAUGCUUGAGAAGCGUGUCAAGAGUCGAUUUAGUCAUCGAUAUACUUAUGUUCCUCUACCUCGCUCCUUCGACACCUUUUCAGAUAUCUGCCUAGGGAGCCUGGAUCUCAGUAAUGCCGAAAUGACUGAUAUUGCAGAUGAACUUGGAUCUGAACACACUCUAGUGGAGUCGAACAAAUGGAAUACACUGCUAGAGGGGUGGAAGGAAUAUUUGAAGCAUAUGUGGAAUGACAAAGAAUUCCAAUUCCACCUCAAGCGCAUCUACAACCAAACCAAAUCAGUAAAGGAGUUUUUCAACAGCGCGCUUCUCCCCAUCAGCGACUUGCUACAAAGUGUAUCAACCGCCGACACGCCCAUGCCCGAAGUCCCAACCCCGAAAAGCUUCGCUUCCCAAUCCCUUGAUUGCCCCGACCCAGCACCUCUCCCUUUCUCCACAUCCAUCACAUCAUCUAGUCCCUCAUCAUUGCCACUGGCGUUGUUGGUAGCCGCCACCCGUUUAGCAGCCCUAUUCGACCCCGGAAACGACGGGUCCCAGUCACAUAGCAUUGCACCACUUUCGCUUUCGUUCCCCGCCGCAUAUGCAGAAUACGUUCGGCUUCUGACCUCCGCAAAGAUAUCUGCUUCAGUCUCGGGAGCUGCUGCCACACCAGGCCGUGUCUGGGGCCGAGAUGUAGCCCGAGAGUCCUGGGAAAAGCUGCUCAGCUGGGGACUUGUGACUCCCGUGGGUAGUGGGAACGGCACUGCUGACGGGCAGAUGUUCCGUGUGGAAAUCAGUUUCGAGGAGGUCAUUGAAAUGGCGGGCUCCGGAGGUGCUUUGGGCCAGUGGUGGCGCGAAUAA